GCCUGGGCUUGCUGUGUGCGGCCCACAGACCUCCUCGCGGGUGGAAGGUGGAGAGCGGAGGCCUCCCUUCCAUUGAAACCCAGAGAUUAAUGGACAGAAAAUCUGUUUUUAAAUACUUUCGUUUCUAAGCCAUGAUCCAGGCUAGAUGAACCUUAUUAUUAUUAUUUUUUAAAGAUUUUAUUUAUUUAUUUGACAGAGAGAGACACAGCAAGAGAGGGAACUUGGGUAUUGUCCCAGAACAUUCAUGUUAGGACCUUUAAGACAUUUUAAAUUGCUUGGUAAAUACAGUAUAGUAAAAUUGAAUGUAUCUGUGGGACCAGUCAGACCACGAAGGACACAAAAAUCUGUUAAGAGUGGAUGCAGGCUUGGUUUCAGAAGAUCCUUUUCUGACACAUCGGGGUACAGAUGAUUUCAUUAUAAGCUAGUUGGCUAGGACACCUACACAUUAGGCACCAAACUAGAGUCGCUCAAAUGAAAGGAGGGUAACCCACAUUUGCUUUUGGAACCAUGAAAAUUUUGCUUGUUUUUGACUUUGACAAUACAAUCAUAGAUGAUAAUAGUGACACCUGGAUUGUACAGUGUGCUCCAGAGAAAAAGCUUCCUAUUGAACUACGAGAUUCUUACGAAAAAGGAUUUUGGACAGAAUUUAUGGGCAGAGUCUUUAAAUAUUUGGGAGAUGAAGGUGUAAGAGAAGAUGAAAUGAAAAGAGCAGUGACAUCAAUGCCUUUCACUCUAGGGAUGGUGGAACUUUUGAACUUUAUAAGAAAGAACAAGGAUAAAUUUGACUGCAUCAUUAUUUCAGAUUCAAAUUCAGUCUUCAUAGAUUGGGUUUUAGAAGCUACCAGUUUUCGUGAUGUGUUUGAUAAAGUGUUUACAAAUCCAGCAGCUUUUGAUAGCAAUGGUCAUCUCACUGUGGAAAAUUAUCAUGCUCAUUCUUGCAACAGGUGCCCAAAAAAUCUUUGCAAAAAUGUAGUUUUGGUAGAAUUUGUAGAUAAACAGUUACAAAAGGGAGUGAAUUAUACACGAAUUGUUUAUAUAGGUGAUGGUGGAAAUGAUGUCUGCCCAGUAACUUUUUUAAAGAAGAAUGAUGUUGCCAUGCCACGGAAAGGAUACACUUUACAGAAAACUCUUUCCAGAAUGUCUCACAAUCUUGAACCUAUGGAAUCUUCUGUUAUAGUUUGGUCUUCAGGUGUUGAAAUAAUUUCUCAUUUACAAUUUCUAAUAAAGGAGUAAUAUGCCAACAA
This is a messenger RNA of Leptonychotes weddellii (Weddell seal), 1244 nucleotides long. RefSeq names its product phosphatase, orphan 2 (gene PHOSPHO2). NCBI's taxonomy places the organism in Eukaryota, Metazoa, Chordata, Mammalia, Carnivora, Phocidae. Gene Ontology annotation, molecular function: phosphatase activity. The record is from RefSeq and is a predicted model, not a curated record.